UGCCGGUUUGAGGGGGGAGCAGGCCUCCACUGUAACCACAAAGAGAAAGUAAUGCUGUAUGUAUGACAGGGAUAAGUCAGAUGGGAGCAGUUAAAAAGAAAACAGGAAGAAAAUAGGAGAAGAAGUAAAAAUAUUUGCAGGGAGCUCAUAGAGAGAUUUUAUAUUUUGAUUGAAACACCCAACAGUGGACGGUUUAAACAGACAUGAAUAAUCGCUCUAUCGCCUGGUGGCUGAGACAGAUUGAACUGCCACAGUAUACCAAGACUCUAGAGAGUGAAUAUUAUGGUCUAGAGGGUUUGCUGUAUGUUACGGAUGGAGAGCUGAAGGAUGCUGGGAUAGAAGAUGCAGCACACAGAGAAACAAUCCUCGCUCAGCUUUCAAAGGAUCGACACAAACUGGACCCGCUUUCUGCUUCCUGUUUGCCAGACAGAUAUGAGAGUGAUUAUCAGGUUGUGAAGCGCAGAGUCAGUCGAAAAUAUUCCCUGGGAUCAUCUGAUGCGCCAAAGGAUCUGUUCCGUCAGAGCGUUCUCCCUCGUCUCCAACGCGCCGACAAGAAACACCGGUUGUCCUCUUCCUGCUCACAGCUUCGCCCUCUGGACGAGGACAACACUCUCAGUCACGAGGGCAAACACAGCAAGAGGAAGAGUAUCAGUGCCUACUUCAGCCAUCUAAAGAUGUUCGGUGGUAGAAAGGAGAUGGAUCUCCUGAAAAAGGAGCUAGAAGAGGAGUUAAAGCUGAGCAGUGAGGAUGUGAGGAGUCAUGCAUGGUACCAUGGACCGCUGACCCGCGAGGCUUCAGAAUCCCUGUUUGAGAGGGAUGGAGACUUCCUGGUCAGAGACUCAAGCUCCUCUCCUGGAGACUAUGUCCUAAGCUGCUUGUGGAAGAAUAGUCCACAGCACUUCAAGAUCAUAAAAGUUGUUCUUCGAAAGGGUAACCCCCGGGAGUUGUUCCAGUUUGAGGAAGAACGAUUCCCCAAUAUUCCUGCCCUGAUCAGGAUUUAUGUGGGCGGGCGUCGGCCCAUCUCUCAGGCUUCGGGGGCCAUCAUCUUCCACCCGAUCAAUCGAAGUCUUCCUUUGCGUGUCAUCAGUGAACGCAACUUGGAGCUGAAAAACAACAGCGCUAUAAGCAGAAGAGAAAAUCGGUCUGGGAGCAACAAAAGACGCAGCCUGAGCUCCUCCCAUAAGGACAUGCUGCUGCUCAUCAAUCCCCUACUAAGGAGUGGAAGUCAGCCUGCUAACCUGGAGAAUGUUGGACGGAGGCCUUCACUUCAGUCUGCACAGUCUGACAGCAAUCUACGGACAGGGCCUCCAGAGACCACCCAGCCAGAAGACACAGCCCCAGAUCAAAUUUCUCCUGUGUUUCGCACAGGCAGUGAACCCCUGCUGAGCCCCAGACCACAUAAAACACUUCCUUUCCAUCCAGGUGGCGGUGCUACUUUGCGAGGUUCAGACGGGCAGCUGCAUCCAAGAGCUCCUCCUAAACCCCUCAGAGUCUCAACUGUUUUUGCAAGUGCAACUCCUCCUCCUCCUAAAGACCUAGAUGAAGACCCCUCAUCAUGCUACAGCGAGCUCAAUAUACAGAUCCCUCAGUCUCAGAAGAAAGGCCAUGUGGACCGGCUGCGUGCAGAGGAGAAGUGGCAGAGCCGUGCUCGCAUUACAGAAACUUCCUUUGGAUUUUUGGAGGAAGAGAACAAGGAAGAAUCCUCACAGCUGCAGUUUGAGAAAGAGCUUCUGAGGAAAGCAGCAGAGGAAGAAAGAGACUGGCAUUUCGAAAGGCCUCAGAUAGAAACAUCGUCCUGUUUCCAGUUGGACCAGUUCAAGUCGCUGCUCUUGCCCGACCACAACAGACCUCUGGAGUCGAACAUUCUCCUCACAGUCAAAGAGCUCUUUAGUGGUUCAGAUGCCAAAACUCUCGCUCUUCAUAUGCUAAGUGUUGACUGUCAGGUUGCACGCAUUGUUGGUGUGACUGAUGAGCAGAAAAAGAUUAUGGGAGUAAAUUCAGGACUGGAGCUUGUUACUCUGCCACAUGGACAUCAAUUACGACAGGAUUUGUUGGAAAGGCAUCAUCUGAUAACCCUUGGUGUGGCAGUAGACAUACUGGGUUGCACGGGUACAGUUAACCAGAGAGCAACUGUUUUACACAAAGUUAUCAUGUUGGCUCAGGCUCUGAAAGAAAAUGUGCACAACCUCUUCUCCUUCUCAGCCGUUAUGAAGGCUCUGGAGAUGUCUCAGAUUGUGCGGCUGGAGAUGACGUGGCGAGCACUGAGGAGGAGCCAUACAGAGAGUGCAGUUUUGUAUGAGAAGAAACUCAAACCCUUCAUGAAGUCCUUGAAUGAGGGAGAUGAUUCUGUAGUCGAGGGUCCCAUUGCUGUGCCACACCUGGUUCCUCUUCUCAUGGUGAUGGAGGGUGAGGACCCAGUGGAAAACAGUGAGAGGGGCUGUCAGGCAUUGUACGACGUCCUUCAGUCAGCUCGCAGUGCCGCCUUACACUCCCAAUAUUACCAAAAACACGCACAGUCCCUACUGACAGGCUGGCAGCCGGUCCCUGAGCUGCUGGAGGCUUUCCGUACAGAGUUCGCCUUGCGGUUGUUCUGGGGUCAACAUGGAGCGGGGGCGGACAAAAAGGAGCGAUAUGAGAAGUUCGACAAGAUCCUUUGUGUUCUCUCGGAUAAACUGGAACCUGUUGAGGUCACUCCACAACAGUCAUAACUCCAAGAGGUAGCUGGCAGACAAACCUCCUCCUUAGCAGAAAAAGGACAGACAUUGUUUUAACUGAGCCUUGAUUUCUUCAGAAACAAAUAUCUGUGUUAUAAGAUCUUAACUUUAUGAGAUGAGAGACUCUUUGUAAGGUUUUUCACGUGACU
This is a messenger RNA of Cyprinodon tularosa, 2863 nucleotides long. RefSeq names its product SH2 domain containing 3A (gene sh2d3a). Gene Ontology annotation, biological process: small GTPase-mediated signal transduction; positive regulation of peptidyl-serine phosphorylation. Gene Ontology annotation, molecular function: guanyl-nucleotide exchange factor activity; phosphotyrosine residue binding. The transcript has 20 exons. The record is from RefSeq and is a predicted model, not a curated record. Bases 204 to 2708 code for a protein of 834 amino acids. Lineage: Eukaryota; Metazoa; Chordata; Actinopteri; Cyprinodontiformes; Cyprinodontidae.